Messenger RNA from Calliphora vicina (urban bluebottle blowfly), 1752 nucleotides. Its product is annotated as mitochondrial ribosome-associated GTPase 2. The coding region runs from base 28 to 1146 and encodes 372 amino acids. The record is from RefSeq and is a predicted model, not a curated record. The transcript has 2 exons. Gene Ontology annotation, molecular function: GTP binding; GTPase activity; magnesium ion binding. Gene Ontology annotation, cellular component: mitochondrion. NCBI's taxonomy places the organism in Eukaryota, Metazoa, Arthropoda, Insecta, Diptera, Calliphoridae.
AUUUACUAAUUUUAAUAUAAACGAAUUAUGUCACUAAAAGGAAUAUGUUUAUUAUUCCAAAAGCACUCUAGAUUUUACAGCAGUAAAUAUAAAUUAAGUUUGUCAGAUGCUGUAACACCUGCACUGAGAGCAAAAAAAUCGAAAUCGAAUAGUGAAAAUGUGCCAAAUUAUUUUUCUGAUACCAAGUCGGUAAGAGUUGUCGGAGGGAAAGGUGGGAAUGGUUGUAUAUCUUUUUUGCAACUUUGGUGCAAUGAACGAGCAGGACCUGAUGGUGGAGAUGGUGGAAAUGGAGGUCAUGUUAUUUUCGAAUCAUCUAAAGAUGUUAGAAAUUUAAAUCAUUUAUGUACCACUAUUCGAGGGGAAGAUGGGCAAUGUGGCACUCCAAAAGAAUGUCAUGGAAAAAAUUCAAAACACACUAUAACUAAAGUUCCUAUUGGUACUAUUAUACGAAAUAAAAGUGGAGUUAUAAUAGGUGAUUUAGAUAGAGAACACAUGAUGUUUGUAGCUUCGAGAGGAGGAGCUGGAGGAAAAGGAAAUAGAUUUUUUACCACAGAAAAGGAAAACAGUCCAAAAGUUUGUGAACAUGGUCCACCAGGUGAAGACUUCAUUUACAUAUUAGAAAUGCGAAGCAUGGCCGACAUAGGUAUAGUUGGAUUUCCCAACGCUGGCAAAAGUACUCUAAUAAAUGCAAUAACACGAACACGCUCCAAAGUUGCUCCAUAUGCAUUCACAACCAUACACCCACAAAUAGGAAUGGUUCAAUACGCCGACCACUUUCAAUUAGCAGUUGCAGACUUACCUGGAAUCAUACCAGGAUCUCACCGCAAUAAGGGUUUAGGAUUGCAGUUUCUUAAACACGUUGAGCGUUGUUCAUCUUUGAUUUAUCUCUUGGACGCAAGCGCAGAAAGUCCAUGGCUGCAUUAUGAAAACUUAAAUUACGAAAUGUUUAAUUUUAAUAAAAAGUUAACAACAUAUCCUAAAAUAAUUGUGGCAAACAAAAUUGAUAAACCCGAAGCCAUCGCAAAUUUAUCAGAAUUAAAAAAUAGAAUAGACGGUCCUGUUAUCGGUAUAAGUGCGAAAGACGGGACAAAUUUACAGCAACUACUAAAUUUAAUGCGACUUACUUGUGAAGACAAUUUAUCAUAAAAUUGGUGAUGUCGCCACUUAUGUAUGUACAGUGGUGGCCACCAAUUUAAGACAAAUACUUGAAUUUUUUUCAUCAACUGAAUUUUAAGUGCGAUAGAGCCAAAAUAAACAUUAAAAAUAAAUGAAAUUUAUUAUUAAUGUUUUUAGUUUCUGAAAAAUGUUUGGAAAAAUCGGUAAAACAUAGAUAUUAGAGUGACAAUCAGUUGUAUGGAAAAAAUUUUUUGUUAAAAUUUUGAAGAGUGCCGGGUGGAAUAUUGUGACACUAGGCCUAACAGUCAAGCGCUGAAAAUUUGAGCCAAAUCGGGCAACGAUUUCUGGACGCGCAUCGAGGUCAAAGUUCAGAUAUAUGCAAAAUUUUACUAUUUAUAUGGAAUAAAUAGGUGAAACUCGUUAAAUUUCUGCAUUGUUUUCUAGAAAUGUAUAGAUUUAUUUAUAUUAACGAAUAUUACAUUAAAAACAUUUUUUCGAAGUUAACCCUGCAUCUCCUUUGGGUCAAAAUGACCCAAAAACUGUAUUAUCGCCAAAAUUCGGAAAAAAUGCAAAUUUUUCAGAUAUUUUAAAAAUUUUGCUACUAAAUAAAUAAUUUUGCAAUUGAAUGCAAAAGAA